AUGGAAGGAAAUGCACUUCAGAAUAGCAAAUUAGCUCCACUCAACCUGGCCCCUCCUGUCAUAAAUGCGGCAAUAAAUGUCGCCAAAAGACUGAUAGAAAAGCUUAUCGUUUCGGCAGUCUCCGAUCUAGUUUUAGCAGUGACGACUUUCAUUCUAUGUAAUCUAUAUAAUGAAUUUAAAAAAAUGAAGACGCAAAUCCGACUGCCGCGAGAAAACGACAAAAUAUUCUACGAUGAGCUGGAAACUCCAGAUGGAGAUCUCAGCACGGAAGAGAAAAUUGAAAAACAGCUAAGGGAAGUAGAAAAUCAUAACAGAAAAGUAAAAAAAUUACAGGAUUGGUUUAAAGAUGUAGAAAAGCGAGUAAAAACAGAAAGGAAGAAGAUAGAUUUAGUAACAGGAAGAGCCAAAAGUGACGAUUUAAUAAAAAGAACAAAAGAAACAUCACAGUAUGUAACCAAACCGGAACAAGAAAUAAAGUUAGAUGAUAACGAAGAAAAAGAAAUAAUGGAAAAUGGAGUUAAAAAAAUUCAAAACGGGUUACGCAUAAUAGAAGAAUUGAUAGAAAAACUUGAUGACGGCACAGGGAAAUUUCCGAAAGACAAUUUAGGAUCAUAUAAGCAGGAAAUAGAAAUCCCUGAGGAUAAAGUCGCAGAAUUUGAUGAAGGCCUAGAAUUAUUUCAACAAGGCUUAAAACUAAUUGAAGCUCGCGUAAAGAACACUGCAGGAGAAGAUGAAAUAGAAGAAAUAAAGAUAGAACUAGAAGAGGAUAACGAAGAAGAAGAUGGGGUUAAUUCAUCUCUCUAUUUAUAUUCCCAAGAUGCAGUCAUACAGGCACCACCUUUAGCAUCAGAGCCAGAAGCAUACGAAGGCAGGAUGGCCUUAGUAGAAAAGUGGAUAAACGAAAUAGAUGAAACGAGAAAAAAUGAAGCAAUGAAGAUAAAGGAAGGAGUAGAGGCGGAAGUUAAACCACCCGAAUCAUAUGCACAAGACGCAGGAAACACAAGUGGACAAGUAGAACAAAACAAAGUGAAAGAAGAAACACAUGAUAAUGAAUACGAAGAAGAACAAAGCCUGGAAGAAGAACCAAAUGGCGAAAUGACAGAAGAGUGGAAAGCAGAGGAAUGGAAAAAAUGGAUGAACAAUACAGAAAAAGAGUGGGGGAAUUCUAUACAAUCCUUUGAACAUCAUAAGCAAAAGUGGAUUGAAAAAAAGGAAAGUCAAUGGAAAGAAUGGCUCACAAAUAUUCAGUACAAUUGGGUUGCAUUUACAAACAAAUUGGAAGGAGAUUAUAUAGACAAUAAAGAAAACGAUUGGACGAAAUGGGAUGAAAAGGAAUGGAAAGGAAUAAUCGAAAUGGAGUGGAAAAGACCUAUGAAAGUAAAGUGGACAAAAUUAGUAGAAAAAAAUGAAGAAAAUUAUGCAGGUGAGCUUUUUAAUUAUUGGGAUAAUUGGAAACAGAAAAAAUGGAACCAAUGGGAAAAUAAAAACUGGAAAAAGAAAGAAGAGGAAAAGUGGAAUAAUUUCGAAAAACGUAAAGAUUUAAAUGAAGAUGAAGAACGGAAAGAUUUAAAUAAAGAUGAAAAUUGGAAGGAAUGGAAAGAAAGAUUGUUAAGAGAAAAACAGGAAUGGGAAAAUUGGGUCAACGAAAAGGAACAUUUCCUAAUAGAUAAAGAAGAGAAACACUGGGAAAAAUGGAAAAAAUACAAGUGGAAUUACCUGACUGUAUGGAUCAAGCAACUCGAAGCGGACUGGUUAAAGGUCAAACCGUGGGAAGUAUGGAAACAGGCAAGGAUCUAUUUCUACGAAUCAAACGUAAAAGUGGAAGAUGAUGUGCAACACAAUGAAGGAGAGAUUUCACUGAGCUCUUAA
This is a messenger RNA of Plasmodium inui San Antonio 1, 1869 nucleotides long. RefSeq lists its product as hypothetical. Bases 1 to 1869 code for a protein of 622 amino acids. The record is from RefSeq and is a predicted model, not a curated record. Lineage: Eukaryota; Apicomplexa; Aconoidasida; Haemosporida; Plasmodiidae. The transcript is spliced from 2 exons.